AAGCGGCUAACUAGCUUAGCUAAGAAGCUAACCAGGAUUUGGACUCUGGCAGAGAUGGUGGCUGUGUGUUACAGUCGUGACUGACAGCUGUUUUGCUAUUUAAACGCGACUUGGAAACCCAACGACUGAUACUUUUUUGACACAGUCAGGCUGAGCCACCAUGGAGUCCAUGCUGAACAAGCUGAAGAGCACUGUCACCAAGGUGACAGCCGACAUGACCAGCGCCGUCAUGGGCAACCCUGUGACCCGGGAAUUUGAGGUGGGUCGCCACAUCGCCAGCGGUGGGCCGGGCAUGUGCUGGAGGAUCUACCAUGGAACCAAGAAGUCCACCAAACAGGAGGUGGCUGUGUUUGUGUUUGAGAAGAAGAUGGUGGAUAAGUAUCAGAAGUUUGACAAGGACCAGAUCAUUGACUCUCUAAAGAGAGGAGUGCAGCAGCUAACCAGACUGCGCCACCCUAGGCUCCUUACGGUCCAACACCCACUGGAAGAGUCAAGGGACUGCCUGGCGUUCUGUACAGAGCCUGUGUUUGCCAGUCUGUCCAACGUGCUAGGCCAGUGGGACAACCUGCCCAGCCCUGUGCCAACAGACAUCAAGGAAUACAAGCUGUAUGAUGUGGAGACCAAGUACGGGUUGUUGCAGAUCUCAGAGGGCUUGUCCUUCCUCCACAGCGGGGUGAAGAUGGUCCACAGGAAUCUGUGUCCAGAGAACGUCAUCCUCAAUAAAAGUGGAUCCUGGAAGAUCAUGGGCUUUGACUUCAGCAUUUCCUCGACCAACCCUUCUGACGCUGAGCCCAAGUAUUCCUGUAAGGAGUGGGAGCCAAACCUGCCUCCGCUGUGUCUGCCCAACCCGGAGUACCUGGCCCCAGAGUACAUUCUGUCUGUGAGCUGCGACGCCGCCUCGGACAUGUACUCACUGGGCGUGCUGAUGCACGCUGUCUUCAACGAGGGCAAGCCGGUGUUUCAGGUCAACAAGCACGACAUCUUCAAGAGCUUCAGUCGACAGCUGGACCAGCUGAGCAGGCUGAGUCCCUCCAUGUUGAAUAAGAUUCCAGAGGAGGUGAGGGAGCAUGUCAAGAUGCUUCUGAGUGUCACGCCCAACGUCCGUCCAGACGCUGACCAGAUGACCAAGAUCCCUUUCUUUGACGACGUGGGGGCGGUGACGCUGGCGUACUUUGACUCACUUUUCCAGCGGGACAACCUGCAGAAGUCCCAGUUCUACAAAAACCUACCCAAGGUCCUUCCCAAGCUCCCCAAGAGAGUGGUGGUGUUCCGUAUCCUCCCUGCCCUCACGUCCGAGUUUGUAAACCCAGACAUGGUGCCGUUCGUCCUGCCCAACGUGCUGCUGAUCGCCGAGGAGUGCACCAAGGACGAGUAUAUCAGGCUCAUCCUGCCAGACCUCACCCCUGUGUUCAAGCAACAGGAGCCGGUCCAGGCCAGCAAUAUGAUCCUGCUGAUCUUCCUGCAAAAGAUGGACCUGCUGCUAACCAAGACCCCAGCGGACGACAUUAAGAACAGUGUGCUGCCUAUGGUCUACAGAGCCCUGGAGGCUCCCUCCAUCCAGAUUCAGGAGCUGUGUCUGAACAUCAUCCCCACGUUCGCCAACCUGAUCGAGUACCCCUCCAUGAAGAACGCGCUCAUCCCCCGCGUCAAGUCCGCCUGUCUACAGACGUCCUCACUUGCAGUGCGGGUAAAUUCCCUGGUGUGCCUGGGAAAGAUUCUGGAGUACCUGGACAAGUGGUACGUCAUUGAUGAGAUCCUGCCCUUCCUGCAACAGAUCCCCUCCAGAGAACCGGCUGUACUCAUGGGGGUUCUAGGGAUCUAUAAAUGUACCUUCUCCCAUAAGAAACUGGGCAUCCCCAAAGAGCACCUAGCUGCCAAGAGCCUGCCUCACCUCAUCUCCCUCAGUAUAGACAACAACCUCAACCUCAACCAGUUUAACUCCUUCAUGGCUGUAAUCAAAGACAUGCUAACUCGCAUGGAGGCAGAACACAAGACCAAACUGGAACAGCUGCACAGCAUGCAGGAACAACAGAGGAGUAUGAAUAUUAAUACCAGUCAGUCCAACCAAUUGGAAGAGACAAAGCAAACCCCUAGCCCUGGCAACCAGAUUGAUGAUAUCUUCGGAAGCAGUUCUGGGAAUGCCAGUGUUACUGGGAAAGAGAAUGGAACCUCAGCACCAGCUCCUCAACUAAACAGAAUGUCUCUGACUCUGGAGGAGAAGCAGCGGCUCGCCAAGGAGCAGGAGCAGGCAGCCAAACUAAGGAACCAGCCGGCAUUAGCACCGAAGAGUAUCAAACCAGCCACUCCUGCAACCCAGGCCAAGGACCUUACCAGCAGCCUGUUAAACAACAUGACAUCCCUGGGCAGCCUGUCCCUCACAUCUCCCCCCAGACCAGGCCCUGUCCAAGGUAGCACCAUCUCAGCCUACCCCUCUACAGCUCCCAUGGGCUCUAUGGCCCAGGUCAGCAACGGUUACAAGCCAGCUAUGGGCUUCCAGACGGGGGGGAUGGGAAUGGGCAUGCGGCCUGCCAGCUCUGGCCUCUACGGCGGAAUGGCCACCGCUACCAGCACACCUAACUUUGGCGCCUUGACCCAGAACCCAGGGAGCACAAACGCACCCGACCUGUCUGCCUUGGACUCGCUGUUCACGUCCAACAAACCCAAAGUCAGCCUCAACCAAAUGGCCCCUCCCAGGCCCACCCCUGGGACCACCGUCACCCCCACCCCUUGGCUCAAUCAGUUUGGUUCGGCCCAGCCCAGUCAGACAGUUCCUAUGCAGGGCGCCCCACUAAGUAUGGGUGGGGUUCCCAGUGGGUUUGGGAUGCAGGCCAACCCUUUCUUCAGCCCGCAAAACUUCUCCCAGCCCGCAGCCGCUCCUGGGAUGAACGCCAGUGGCGGGCUCAAGCAUAGCGCGUCUGUCAACAAUGACCUGAAAGACCUGUUUGGCUGAACUGAAACCUUCCCCAUCAUCGCCACACUCUUAAUGAUGGCAGACUUGAGAGGGGGGGAGUUUACGUUUUCAUCUGGAGAAACUUUUUAGACAGACUGUGGAAUGAUGAAUCCACUUAAUGACGUUGCUAUUUGUAUUUUAAUCCGGUGCGACUUGAGUUGCGGCGCGGCUCUUCAAAGCCCCCUUCGGACUGGACGCGGGAGGGCCAGCUGUUCGGUCUGUCCCAGGAUUCCGCACCUACGUGAGUGUAGAGGAACCUCAUGUUCUAUACUGCUGUCAGUAACGCUGGUGGGAGCCUAGAAAACGAAUGGGUAAAUGGUUUUCCGACAAUGGAUUACCUUCUCUGUAAUUCCUAUUCUACCAAACGGGAUGAAUGGUGGCAUAGAGAGACCACUCAAUGUCAGUGCAUUUCUGUUUGUUCCAGCCCAGUUGAGAAACACCAGUGUGUCAUGCAGCACAUCCAGGUGGAUUGCAAUAUUAUAUCAGUGUGAUUGCUGAGAUUAAACGCUUUUGAUAUGUACAGUCUAGUCCUGGGCUUGAACAGCAAUGCGCAUCCUUUGGGUGGUCACCUAUGGCGGGGUUGAGAAACAAAGGUAUGGGUGAGACAGCUGUACAAACUAUCAGUUCUCGUGGUGGGCUCCUUUUGCCACUUCGAGGACGACAAUCCGGAAUUGAGUGUCAGCAUUGAAGACUGAACCGCACGGCUGUAAAGGCCUGAUUAUCCCCGAGCCACAGUGCUACGCCUCCUUGGAAACCACCAUCUCUAUUCUGUUGGUUUUAGGACCUUUCUGUUGUCAGCCUAAAAUGAGAUUAAAUACAGAUUAAAGAGGCUAUCAAAUUUGAGUGGGUGAAAGGAUCAAUUGGAACAAUUGCUCUCAUGGAGAUUUUCCGGUCUUUAACAUUAUGUAAACAGUCUGGCCACAUUUUAAAGAUAAUUCUAGCAACUAACUGGGCACCUGUCUGUUUUCUGUCUUCCUUUCUUAACAUUCGGCUGUCUUUAAAUAUGUAUUUUCAAGAGCGUAAAUUCUUCAAACAGUUUAAAAAGGGAUUUUAUUUUUUAUUGUAUUAUUUUGGAUCAGGGCUUUCUGUCUAGAACUCACCUUUAUGUGCUAACUGUUUUGCUGUAAGGGACAUCUUUUUUGACAAUUUAUGUUAAGGAGUAUAAACAAAUGUUUGCAUAUUUCAGUGAAAUGUCAGCACAGUGCUCAAUCUACUUUGUUUUCUUGCUUGCUAACUUUCGCAUUGCAUGUCUCCAUCUUGUAAUUCCCCUUUGAUGUGUUACUGACAUGACCAAGAUGGGAGACCACAACAAGUCUUUCUACCCACAGAGUGCAUUGCUAAAUCAGUGAUUCUGUUGACAAUGAGUGAAUCUAAUAAUGAAUCCCACUAUGACCAAUGUAUAAUUUUAUUCCAUGCGAGCAGAAGAUGCAUUUGUGUUCCUAUUUGUUUGACAUAUCAAAUGAAGAAAUAUCAGUUCUUUUUAUAUACAGUAUAAUAUCAUGAGUUGAGCACUUAUUUUGCUAAAGGAGACCUGUACUGCAUUGUUCAACUAUAAAUGUAUUGCUAUUUAAUAUUGGAGUGCUCUGAAAGGGGACCUCACAUUUUUGUGCUCUUGUGAUGAUGAUUGAGAGGCCUUAAGAGAGGUGUGUGCAAUAAUCAAGCCUGGGUCUACAUCUCAAUAGGCAAAUGUAGCCUUCUUUCCUCCUCCGGUUUUCCUGUCUCCUUCCUUUUAUCUGCAAUGAUCUGAAGUCCCAGGUUCAAUGAAAGCCCUACAGUGAAAAUCAGAAAAAUUGGCUUUUCACCUGUCCACCUGUUGAAGGAUGGAGAUGAAAUCCUCACUGAAUGCUGUUUGCAGACAGGGAUGUAUGUUUAGUUAAUGGAACACAUGAUCGUGCACAACUGGGUGGUAAAACAUUGUGCGUACUGUUAACCCUGACCAGGUGAGUAGUGUCGUCCAAUAAAAAAAUACAGUCUCAUCGAAUAAUAAAAACAAAAAACAGGGCUGGCUAAAAUCUUGUUUUGUUCAAGACCAGUGAAGGAAGGUCUGUCCUUGGGUAAAGGAAUUUCCUUCACCAAUCUUUCAUGAAAGGUUGCCACACCUGUGAUUGUAAUUAUGACGAAGAGUGCCUGAGGGCAAGAACUGCAUUGCAUUUCCCGCAUUGUGACUUGUGUGUCUCAACAUGAGAACAAAAGAAAUGUAAAAGACUAUUCUUCUACCAGAGUUCUGAUGCUUUGGGUACUACUGCUGUCAUACAUAUGUAGUGUUGCCUCUAUGAACUUUAUAUUGUGUUAGGUGGUGUUGUCUGAGGUGAUUCAAUGAAAUGUACAUAUAUAAAACAGUCACAAUCUAA
Esox lucius (northern pike) is the source of this 5301-nucleotide messenger RNA. It is a transcript of the gene scyl2, whose product is annotated as SCY1 like pseudokinase 2. The record is from RefSeq and is a predicted model, not a curated record. Gene Ontology annotation, biological process: protein phosphorylation. Lineage: Eukaryota; Metazoa; Chordata; Actinopteri; Esociformes; Esocidae. Gene Ontology annotation, molecular function: ATP binding; protein kinase activity.